Microdochium trichocladiopsis is the source of this 663-nucleotide messenger RNA. RefSeq lists its product as uncharacterized. The record is from RefSeq and is a predicted model, not a curated record. The transcript has a single exon. The annotation marks the transcript as partial. NCBI's taxonomy places the organism in Eukaryota, Fungi, Ascomycota, Sordariomycetes, Xylariales, Microdochiaceae.
CUCGUGAUCGACGAAGUGAGCAUGCUCGGGGGAGCCACUCUAUUCAAUGCCAACUGCCGCCUCCAGACCCUCCGCGACUGUCCUGAUAAGCCAUUUGGAGGUAUUCCGGUUGUUCUCUUAAUGGGGGACUUCUAUCAAUUUGCCCCCGUGCUUGAGACAAGUCUCCUGGUCGACCGGAUGGUAGAUUUGGCUUACAUGGCCUCCCUGGGACAGGCGGCCAUUGCUCACCACCGUGGCCACAAUCUAUGGCUGAUGUUCAAGACCGUCAUUCUUCUCGAGGAACAAGUCCGCGCGCGAGGCGAUCCUCAGCUAGGUGCACUUUUGGACAGAGUACGCGCCGGAACUCAGACCACAGAGGACCUUGGCCUGCUCAACACCAAGCUCAUGGUCCGUUCCCAGAUCACCUUCAAAGGUGGUUUGCGCGCCAUAACACCGCUCAAUCGCAACCGGUGGAGCCUCAACAUGGAAGCCGUCGUAGACUGGGGCCGCUUUCACCGGAGACACAUCUCGGUCUUCGUCUCGACCCACACCUGGCGCAGUCGAGCCUUAUCACAGCAGGAGGUGGCCCAGACCAUCGAACAAGGCGACAAUUCCAAUUGCAAGAUCCCCGGGGUCUUUUUCUACGCCCAGGGUAUGCCUGUCGUUGUCAACAAGAAUACAUAA